AGUGACAUCAGUCAUGACCAGAACAGAAAUGAAUGUUUGGGAGGGAACUGUCAGCCUGCAAUAAAAGAUGAUUCGGUCUUUUUCUUUUUGUUUAACUGCAGGACACCUCCAGAAAAGAAGAGUACCAUCCUGGUCAGUAAACUGCUCUUUGCAUGUUUCAAGUUAAGCCUUGACAGCUGUUGAAAAGAGAGCAGGGUUUUCUGAGCAUCAGUGCAUUUGUCUCUGGACUACUUCAACUUUGCUUGUUUGGGUUCUACGUCAGACUCAUGUGAACAGUUUCUCUGAAACUAUCUGGCCAGUGGAAUAUUGAUGCCUUCAGUCACAUAUGAUAAUGCAUGACACCCCUGCGUCCAUACAAGUUCUUAAAACUGGGGAAACCCGUUGAUACAUUCUUUUUCUGAUGAGGAGAUGCUUUGCUACAUCCUAUGAAAUGGAGUAACUUGAAUAAGAACUUUUAUUUCACUUGAACAUAAUCCAUAGCUUCCGAAGAAGUUCUGUUUAGAAAAACACUAAUAAAUGGAAUAUUCUCUGGGACAGCAUUUUUGAAAAUAUUGUUAUAUCUACAGGCUUUUAAACUGAUUGACCUUUUGUAUUUACCAGUCUCCUGCACAGAAACUUCAGAAAUGUUGACAUUAGGAAUGAAUGUGCUUGUCAUCUUUCUGGGAUUAUGGCUCCCUAAAACUGCAUUAGAGCAGCAAGAUUCAGCUGAUGGCCAGUCAGAUCAUAAGCUUGUGAAAAACAGAUAUAUCCGAUCUCCAGAAACUCAGGAAACAGGGCGAUGCUCCUAUACAUUCAUUGUCCCACAGCAAAAGAUUACAGGUGCUGUUUGCCUCAGUACUAAGGGCUAUGAGAGUCCUGGAGUAAACAGAAGUGAGCUGCAGGAGCUAAGAGACCUGAUGAACAGACAGCAGAGGCAAAUUGAGCACCUUAAACAGCUGGUGGAGGUAGAUGGCGGCCUUGUAAAUGAGGUCAAGUCACUGCGCAAAGAAAGCCGAAACAUGAACUCCAGGGUAACUCAGCUCUAUACACAGCUGCUUCAUGAGAUCAUUCAGAAAAAAGAAAGUGAGGUGGAAGUUGCCGUGUUGGAGAAUCGCAUCCUCAAUGCCUCAUCGGAGGUGUUCAAGAUGGUCACCAAGUACCGAGAGCUGCAGCAGAAAUAUGGGGCACUGGCUGGUCUCAUCAAUAAUCAGAGUGUCGUGAUAGCAUGGCUGGAGAAACAGUGUCAGCAAAAUGCAAAUGGUCAGGGCCAGCCAAUUCACCUGCCUCCUCUUGUGAAUGUUGUACCUGUCAAUCCCACCGGAAACUUCAGCGCAAACAGGGAUAACAUGCUGUCAAGCAAUGAAAUUCAGAAAGAUCAGAUGGCUUCCAAUUCAGGGUCCCAGGAUGAAAAACAGCUGAAUCAGCAGUUUUUAUCUGCAUCCUCAAUGACACUGAGCUUACCCUCUGCUGCACCAAGUGGUCCUACUGCCACAAAAUCUCCCGGUCCUUGGCAGGACUGCCAGCAUGUGUUGCAAGAUGGUGGAGCUUCUAGUGGGAUUUAUCUGAUCAAACCUGUAAACGUGAACCAGAUGAUGCAGGUGUGGUGUGAGCAGCAGUACCAAGGUGGGGGAUGGGCUGUGAUACAGAGACGACAAGAUGGAUCUGUCAAUUUCUUCAGGAACUGGGAACAUUACAAGCAAGGUUUUGGCAACAUUGAUGGUGAAUACUGGCUGGGACUGGACAACAUCCACUGGCUAACAAACCAAGGUGACUACCGCCUGCUCAUCGUGAUGGAGGAUUGGCAGCGGCGCCAGGUGUAUGCUGAAUAUGACAGCUUUCGCAUCGAGUCAGAAAGUGAUUUUUACCGCCUCCAGCUUGGGAACUACCAGGGUAAUGGUGGCGAUUCCCUGUCAUGGCACACCAACAAGCAGUUUACCACACUGGAUAAAGAUCGGGAUGCUUAUGCAGGAAACUGUGCUCACUUUCAAAAAGGAGGCUGGUGGUAUCACAUGUGUGCCCAUUCUAACCUUAAUGGAGUCUGGUAUAAAGGCGGUCACUACCGCAGUCGCUACCAAGAUGGAGUGUACUGGGCAGAAUUUCGUGGUGGGUCCUACUCUCUGAAAAAAGUGUCCAUGAUGAUUCGACAGAAUAAGUAGCCUUCAGACACUGAUCAGAAAAGCCAUACUCCUGAAAAUUAUGACUGGGCCAAACAGUGGCAUGACAAGCCUGGAUUUCAAGUCUAUAAUUAAUACUGAAGUUGCAGAAAUAAGUGGAACUAAGUGAUGUAGCACCAAGAAACAACUGACCAGUCUCCAAGUGAUUAAAUGUGGCUUUUGUUUGGUUUAACAGAAACGUAAAUACACAUAUGCUAAUAAAAAUAUAUAUUUUAUGUGACAAGGUAUGGCACAUUGUCACAAGCCCAACUCCCUUUCCAAGUCAGGUCCAGCUUGACAUGUCUUUUAAUGGUUUCAUUUAACUUUACCCCAGCAUUCACAUUUUUUGUGUGAUAAAAGGAUUCGGUUCUUACUAUCUUCAAAGUGUCUUCCUCUUAGAUGGUCAUCAUGGGGAGGGGGCUCACACCGCACGUAUAUUUAACUCAUAAUUUCAGCCUUUUCUAUUGCAAAAGAUAAGCAAGGACCACUUUAGAUUUCACCCAGUAGACCAUUGCUUAAGUUGCUUUUUUUUUUUUGCAUGUGCUACAGGAGAACAAAACAGUAUCACCACUACAUUCAUUAUUUCCUGAUAUUUAGUCAUUCAUUCCAGUCCUGUUUUCAUGUCACUCUUAAGCUUCAUUACCCUACAGAAUACUCCUUUGUGUGCCAUAACAUUACGUUUUCUCCCUGUAGGCUGCUCAACACCUCUGCUCUCGCUUCCUCUCUGCAGAAGGGAAGUAAAUUGCACAGUGACUACGCUAUCAGUAUCACCCAUGGUUGUCAGACUUCCUGGUUUAUUGUUACUCCAUUCCCAAAGGGUACUGUUUGAAACAGGAAUGCAAACACACAUAUAGACACAUACACACGCGCAGAGAAUUUCAACAAAUUUCAACAAAGCACUGUCAUCAAGAAAAAUAGAGGUAAAAAUAAUGCACUCCCUUGAUAUUAAGCUAGUGACAGUCUCUCUUUCUCAGAGUCAGUUUUUUAUUGUGGAUUUUUUAGAUGCUUUCACCUGAGCUAUCCAAAAGCCAUUGUUUUUUGCAUUUUCACUGACAGAUCUAUGCUCUUUCCAGCAACCUGUCAAUAUCUAAGGUCAUUCUAGAAUCCAGGUGACAGCUAGUUGCAAUUCAGUGUUGUCACUGUUAUAGUGCAACGGUUUCACCAUAUUAUUUGACUUCUUGAAGUUCACGUAAAUAAAGAGGAAUACGAAGCAGCAAAUUGAGUAACUGGUUACCUUGUCAGAUAAAACAUUUGUAAAACUAGAUAUUUUGGCAGUAUAAUUUAUUCUGCAGUUUACUGACAAACCCACCCUUCAUUCUCUAGCUUGUGAAAAUAUUUUCAUUUUAAUUGGCAGAAAAAUACUUGAGAUUUCUUCUUGAGCUUGAAAUGGAAUAUACUACGCUCUGCAUAUUUCCUUUCUGCCUCCACAGAUUUAAAACCAGCCAGAUGUGACACUGCCCACCCCAUGUGUAAAUAUAUAAGGAUCCUAGCAAAGUUUAACUUAUGUAUAACAUGCUUAUUUGCAGGGGAGAGGUCAGGAAAAGAAACAAAAUGGAAGAAAGAGAAACCGCUCAGAAAGAGAGAGAGAGAGAGAGAGAGAGAGAGAGAGUUUUUUUUUUUUAGAUAAAACACAUUUAAAAGAAAUUAACAGCUUAAUAACAAGAGACACAGGAGUAACAUAGAAUAUGAUCAGUUCACCAAUGCUAGCUACAUUAUUAUGUGUUCCAGACAUGGAUGCAAAGAAAUUCACCUCCAGAGCAAAUCUCGAGAACAUAUGAUAUUAGGUUAGCAUCAGUGAACCACUCAUAAUUCUUUCUAUUGCAUAGAGCUUUAUCUGCUCCAUGCACUACAAGUUAUACUAAAAACAAAAAACAAAAAAAAACAUAAACUGUCUUACUGACUUUGAAAGCUAAGGAAGCCCUUUCAGAAAGGUACUGUAUCACUGUCAUUUAUGUUUACACUCGUCUUCCAUGGUGCUCAACUAUCUAGAGUUUCACAAAAUGUAGACAUUUAUGCCUCGUAUGUUGUUUGUUCCUCAUAAAGACAGUAGUUUUGUGGCAAAUUACUGAGGAUUGAAGACCCUAAAU
Molecule: messenger RNA, 4219 nt
Organism: Protopterus annectens (West African lungfish)
Lineage: Eukaryota; Metazoa; Chordata; Ceratodontiformes; Protopteridae
Gene: ANGPTL6
Product: angiopoietin like 6
Exons: 6
Coding region: 624-2135 (503 amino acids)
Source: RefSeq, a predicted model, not a curated record